AUGUUCAAACCGAUAGGUAAGAUCUUAAGUAAUCCAAUGGCACAGAAUGAAGAAUCCAUCAAGUCACAAACCAAGUCUCCGGAUUCCCAUUUGCCUUGUGUUACAUGUCCCGACAACUCAAUUUCAUCUUUUGAUCUCCUCAACUCCUGCCGCCCUGCUGCCAUAUUCUUAAAAGCCACUGCAGACAGCCAAAAUCCACGUAAAUCGAUGACUCUGCCGAGUGUAAGUCCUCUUUCUACCUCCACCAUUAAACAACGCUGUCCGUCGCCACCUGACGGUGACAACGCCUCCUCGGCUGCCGCUGCUGCUGCUGCCUCUCUCAUCUCUCGACUGCCCUGUCAGCACUCUCCGACAACCAGCUCUAAGAUCCAAGCCGCUUUUGUGAUGGCCAUGGCUGCCUCCUCCCCACCCUCAACGUGUCCCAGUUCCUCAUCCUCAGGCCAUCAAGGCGAACACGGUACCAACGACUUCCGCUCGGACACUCAGUCAUCUCUUGGAGCCCUUUUCCGCCCACCUCCACCGACCGCCUACGAGACGGUGGACGGUGGAGGCAAUGGCGCCGGUGACAUAGGUUUUCCACCUGCUGGCUCGGGUACACUUCCGUCUUUCGUCCCCUUCACUAAUAGCUCGGGUGCCUCACCAGACAUCUCGGCUUCCACCUGCCUUACCAAUGCUAUGCUUUUCCCCGCCAGCAUUGUCAAUGUUCUUGGUCAACAGAUGCAAAGCAAUCAAUACCACCAGCCGCAGUCACCAGCAUACCUCUCGACAAUAAACACCAAUUCAGGGGGCGGUUUUUCUCAACAAUCGCAGCAACAACAAAGCGGUCCACAGGGCGGUGGUGGAGGAGGGGCUGGUAGUGGUGAGGUGCAAGCACCCCCAUCGCUGUUUCGGUCGGUGGCUGGCGCGAUUCCGCCACCUCAGCCUCCCCCCAUUCCUUCUGCCGCUGGAAGCACCGACACUGGUCGAUAUAGCACGCCCGGUCGCUCCGCUUCCGGUACUCUCCACGAAGACACAAACAACAAGCGAGAACAACGACUACUGAAGAACAGAGAGGCAGCGAGAGAAUGCCGUCGCAAGAAGAAGGAGUACGUGCGCUGUUUGGAGCGUCAGGUAGCCAUACUGCAAGAUCAAAACCGUCAGUUGAUCGAGGAAUUGCAGAAGAUGAAAGCGCUAUGUGCGGGCGCCUUUCUGGAUUCAGCCGUCCAACAGACACAAUUGCAGAACCCCCCGGGGCUCUCCAAUGAUCGAAGACUUGGUGGUGGUGGUGCUGGCAGCGAAGGAAGCGGGAUGGACUUUGUAGACUCUGCCCCAUCCGCUCCUUCGGCCGCCCACCACCAUCACCAUCCCCACCGCAAACCGCUGCCGCGUUUGCCCUCGCCCCACCCUACUGUCGCCACAUCUGACGCCAGUGGAGGCAACGCCAACAGUUUUCACGCUCCCUCGGAAAUGGAUGCCGACUCUUCCGCUUCCCGACCAGUCUCCAGUGAAUUGACCCUCCUCAAAUCGCCCGAUUUUCAGACUCAACAACGACUACUUCUACUUCACGGUCUUUCUGCGCUCAAGGAGGGUGGAGUUGGUGCUGCUGGCGGUGGUAGUAAUAGCGGAUUGAGGAAGAGCGAAGAAAACAAUUAUUCUAGCGGUGCAUGGAUGUCCUCUCUUACCGAGCAGAAACCGAAGUUCCCCGACGACGAGAUGGAUAAUCGGCCUCCCUCCUCCUCACCCCACAUCCACCCUGUCAAACGGGUUCUCAAGCGCUUCGGCAAUGAGCAGCAUCGAUUAUCACAACUCCAAAAACAACAACAACAGCAAACCUCCUCCCCCUCCCUCCUCUCCUCCUCCUCAUCCUCCUCUUAA
Messenger RNA from Echinococcus granulosus, 1854 nucleotides. RefSeq names its product cAMP-responsive element modulator. Gene Ontology annotation, biological process: regulation of transcription by RNA polymerase II. The record is from RefSeq and is a predicted model, not a curated record. Gene Ontology annotation, cellular component: transcription regulator complex; nucleus. NCBI's taxonomy places the organism in Eukaryota, Metazoa, Platyhelminthes, Cestoda, Cyclophyllidea, Taeniidae. The coding region runs from base 1 to 1854 and encodes 617 amino acids. Gene Ontology annotation, molecular function: RNA polymerase II cis-regulatory region sequence-specific DNA binding; DNA-binding transcription factor activity, RNA polymerase II-specific. The transcript is spliced from 5 exons.